Messenger RNA from Raphanus sativus (radish), 1243 nucleotides. RefSeq names its product ethylene-responsive transcription factor ERF060. The transcript has a single exon. Gene Ontology annotation, biological process: regulation of DNA-templated transcription. NCBI's taxonomy places the organism in Eukaryota, Viridiplantae, Streptophyta, Magnoliopsida, Brassicales, Brassicaceae. The record is from RefSeq and is a predicted model, not a curated record. Gene Ontology annotation, molecular function: DNA binding; DNA-binding transcription factor activity. The coding region runs from base 161 to 988 and encodes 275 amino acids.
GGUCUUAAUUUCUUGUAUUAUAUAAGCAAAGAAGUUUGCAUCCAGCAAAACCAAGAGCAACAAAAAAACACCAAGUAUCAAUUAAACCAAGAAGGUUGUUUUUGAUCCUUCUCUGUUAUUACUUCAAUCUAAAUCUCAAACAUCUCUCCUUUUAAGAUCCAUGGCAGCCAUAGAUACGUUCAAUAGCAGCACAGAUCUCUCCGAUCCUUUCAAAGAGGAGCUCAUGAAAGUACUUAAAACUUUCACCAACUCUGUUUCUUCUCUUCCUCCAACUCCAAACUCAAUAUUCGGUUUCAACCAAACAACACCUCUCUGUCUGAACCAGCUCACACCUUACCAAAUCCACCAGAUCCAAAACCAGCUCAACCAGAGACGAACCACCACCAUCUCAAACCUCUCCCUAAAGCCAGUACCAAUGAAGAACACGACAACUCAGAAACUCUACAGAGGAGUUAGACAAAGGCACUGGGGAAAAUGGGUUGCUGAGAUCCGUUUACCCAAGAACCGGACCCGACUCUGGCUUGGAACUUAUAACACAGCUGAAGAAGCAGCGAUGGCUUAUGAUCAAGCUGCUUACAAGCUCCGAGGAGAAUUAGCUAGGCUUAAUUUCCCACAAAUUAGGCACGAGUAUGGGUACGGUGGUGGUGAUAGAAGCUUGAAGCCUCUUCAUUCCUCUGUUCAGGCAAAGCUCGAGGCGAUUUGUCAAAGCUUGAGAAAAACAGAGGAUGAUGAUCUCCCCUGUUCUGAAACAGAGCCUUUCCCGCCAAAAACAGAGUAUCAAGAACGUGAGUUUGGGCUCUUCAGAGCUGAUGAAAAUUCGAUUUCCUAUGAGUCUCAGGUGGGAUCUUCGUCGCCGGAUUCUGGAAUUACUAAUGCUUUCUUGGAGUUUUCGGAUUUAGGGUUUGAUGACACUGGGAGUUUCGUGCUGGAGAAGUUUCCUUCUGUGGAGAUUGAUUGGGAUGCGAUUAGCAAAUUGUCUGAAUCUUAGGAGUCUGUCUUCGACUCAGUGUCUAAUGAUGUCUCAUAUUAGCUAGUUCCUUAAUCUCUGCAGCUAAAUUUUUACAGUUGUAGAGACUUGCUUAAGGCUUUGUUGUCUAUGUUGUUGUCCAUGUGUUUGGUCUGGCUGGUUUAUGUUGUUUUUUCAGAAACCUUGUCAUUGACUAAUCAGAGAAGUUAAUGUGUAGUCUCUGAUCUUUAAGUUUCUAUUGAAUGUAAAUUAUUUAGUCUUUUCUUUACGAUUUUA